AUGAGUGUUGGUUAUACAGGUAGAUUUUUGGUUGGUGGAUUACAUUCAACCAACAUUGUUAGAGAAAAUGGUGUAAGAUCAUUCAGUAGAUACUACUCUAGUGUAAAGGAUGAAUAUCAAAAGAAGAUUGCAGAUCAAGUCAAAGAGUUCCCAUGUGUUCUCUACAUGAAAGGUACACCAGAGAGACCAAUGUGCGGUUUCUCAAAUACAGUCAUUCGUAUCUUAGAGGCUGAAGGUGCAACUUUUAAAUCACACAACGUUUUGGAGGAUGACGAUCUCCGUGAAAAUAUCAAGAGUUUUUCUAAUUGGCCAACUAUUCCACAGGUUUAUAUCAAAGGUGAAUUUGUAGGAGGUGCUGAUAUCAUGAUGAACAUGUACAAAACAGGUGAACUCUCAAAGAUGUUGGAGGAUGCUGGUGUUGUAGAAAAACAAUAA
Molecule: messenger RNA, 435 nt
Organism: Heterostelium album PN500
Lineage: Eukaryota; Evosea; Eumycetozoa; Acytosteliales; Acytosteliaceae
Product: glutaredoxin family protein
Exons: 3
Coding region: 1-435 (144 amino acids)
Source: RefSeq, a predicted model, not a curated record